ACCUCCUUUCCCUUCUUCAUUGUGCAGUCUCCCUCCCCCACCACUCUCUCUCUCUACAGCCUAUCUUUAAAUCCUCGUUGUUUGAUUAUAUAAACAGGUCAAAUUCGAAGUGGGUUUCUGAAGAAAAUAGAUUCGUCCUCAUAAUCUUCUUCUUCUUCUUCAACACAGAAGUAGUUCUCGUUGCUGUUGUAUCAAUUAGCUCUGGGAAAUAACUUUACCUUAUGAACCAAAACAGCUUUCCGAGGAAACAAGGAGUACAACAGCUAUUUAUCUAGCAUGCGGUGUUGACACCUCCAAGUCUUAGGUCAUUGUGCAGUCUCAUGUCCGUGCCCAUGCAUAACUGAUGUGGUUACUAAGUGCUGUUACACCAGUUGGCUGGCUGAAUUAAAUGAUUCAAUUCAAAGAGAAGUCUCGCAAGGCAGUGCGUUAUGGUAUGUCCAAGUCGGAUCGUUCAUAGAUGUCCAAGUCAGAUCCUUCUGAUCAGUCUCGAAUCAAUCUUCUCGGCCCUAAAUGUGUGAUAAAAAACAAGAUAAAGCGCCGCAAAACUGAUUCACUCCCUGGGUUGGAAUUUGACAAUUCUGAUAGACCAGAAUGCAACCAUCUUCUAUCAGUUUACCAGCCCGUUGCAGGAAAAACAGAUGAGGUCGGGAAGUUGGAUAUCAUGUCUGAUUCAGCUUACUUGGAUAGAGUUUCGGUUGAUGGAGCUACAAAGCUGCUGAUAUAGCAGAUGCUACUUAUCAAGUUAUGGGAUUCUUGCGAAGAUGAGAAGAAACAAUACUGCUGCAAGAAUUGGUGGGAAGAGGCCAGUGAGAAAGCAACCUUAAUUUGAAAAAGGAGGCCCUCCUUGGAAAGAUUGUUUUAUUGCCCCCCAGCCACCUUUACUAUUAAUGCAACGUUAACAGCAUUUUCUUUCGUGUAAUCACAGAGAAUUUCUACGAGCAAGGAACUUGUGUCCUUUUCUUGUUUUAGGAUCCGAGCACAGAUCAAAUGGUUUCCGCUCUUUAUAAAGUGCCCAUACUUCCCCUUCUCGUGUAUAUAGUUCAAACAGUUAUUUUGAAUCAUGAUAUUCUUGAGAC
Molecule: messenger RNA, 1076 nt
Organism: Papaver somniferum (opium poppy)
Lineage: Eukaryota; Viridiplantae; Streptophyta; Magnoliopsida; Ranunculales; Papaveraceae
Product: tryptophan--tRNA ligase, chloroplastic/mitochondrial-like
Exons: 7
Coding region: 458-724 (88 amino acids)
Biological process (GO): tryptophanyl-tRNA aminoacylation
Cellular component (GO): mitochondrion; chloroplast
Molecular function (GO): tryptophan-tRNA ligase activity
Source: RefSeq, a predicted model, not a curated record